Polychytrium aggregatum is the source of this 1104-nucleotide messenger RNA. RefSeq lists its product as uncharacterized. The record is from RefSeq and is a predicted model, not a curated record. The coding region runs from base 1 to 1104 and encodes 367 amino acids. NCBI's taxonomy places the organism in Eukaryota, Fungi, Chytridiomycota, Chytridiomycetes, Polychytriales. The transcript has a single exon.
AUGACACUCCUAGAAUCCGACUCGCUGCUGCUGGCCGACAUCGAGCCCUCGACCUUCUUCUUUGGCCACACCGGCGACUCGCUGCACCAGUCCAUCCAGGUCAUGAAGUACGGCAACCAGGCCUUCGACACCUUCCUGCUGGUUCCCGCCAGCCCUGCUUCGACCUAUGGCUGCUCCGAGUCCUCCGAGGACGACCAGCUGGCCGUCGAUGUUCUCCGACCUCUAUCCUCCGACCUCGACGACGACGACCUGGUCGAGUGGUCCCUGGCUUCCGAUGUCUGCCUGGCUCCUCUGUCGCCGCCCACUUCGCCGGUGGCUUCGCUUGGUCUCUCAGCAUCGGACGACCAGGCCUGCAUGAACUUGCUCAGCCUGGACUCUGCCCCGGCUUCGCCAGCUGCUGAACAGCCCGAGAGCCCCGUUUCCAACGCACCUGUCAGCUCGGCUUCGUCGACCGGCUCUCCCUCGACAGCCUCCAUCGCCUCCACUACCGCCACUUCCUCCUCCAAGGCCCCUGCCUCCAAGGACAGUGUCCACGUCGCCGCGGCUCCCCUUGCUCGCUCGUCCAAGUCGCUCAAGGCGCCCAAGCGCAAGUCGUCUUCCUCUUCGUCUUCGUCGUCGUCGCAGCGCCGCUCGACGGUUCGCAGCCGCUCGUCGCUCACCAGCGCCAUCCCUGCCGACCAGCUCUUUGUCCUCGAGAACGUCUUCACUCCCAGCAGCCAGUCUUCUUCCCAGUCCAAGCCUGCCGUUCCGGCGACCCCGGUCGCUGCCGCUGCCCCUGUCUCUGCCGCCAUCGUUCCCUCGCACCCGGCCCCCUUUGCCACCUCGGCCUCGCAUGUUGAAGCCGCCCACCACAUGUCCUACUUUGACCACUUCAUGAUCUCGCCGGCGCCUGCCGCUCCUGCCCCUGCCGUUUUCCCGCAGCCGCAUCUGGCGCCCUACCCCUAUUCCAUCGUCCACAGCCAUCCCAUCUCGCCCUCGCCCUACUUGUGGCCCGCCGUCCCCCAGCCUUUGGUUUCUGUUGCUCCCCUGGUCAUGGUCGACCACUCGGGCAUGCCUGCUCCGCUGUCGCCGCCAUACGAGUUCUACUACGACCGCCCCUUCUAA